Molecule: messenger RNA, 3948 nt
Organism: Drosophila grimshawi
Lineage: Eukaryota; Metazoa; Arthropoda; Insecta; Diptera; Drosophilidae
Gene: p130CAS
Product: breast cancer anti-estrogen resistance protein 1
Exons: 4
Coding region: 675-3101 (808 amino acids)
Biological process (GO): cell surface receptor protein tyrosine kinase signaling pathway; cell migration
Cellular component (GO): cytoplasm; plasma membrane
Molecular function (GO): protein binding
Source: RefSeq, a predicted model, not a curated record
AGUUGCUUGUGUAGUUUCCAAUGGUGCGGAGCGUUUUGAGUGCUGAGCGGACAGCGCACAACAAACCAAAAUUGUCGUAUUGAAAAUUUUGUUGCGAGUCUUAUUGUUUUUCGUGGCGAUUAGAAACGCUAUUGAGUAAAAAGGCGAUAAGAAGACAGCGAUAUAAAUCGCUAUAAUUCAGCAAACAGCAAACACAUGUCGGCCAGCCAGUAAUAAAACCAAACGAAUCGGUUUAUGUUGCUAUUGUAGCUGGGUCAUCUUUUGUUAAAACUUCACGAAUGGUUUUUUAGUGUGUGUUUUUUGCGUUUGGCGAAUUUGUUGUGGCCCCGCGGGUAAAACUUGAAUUUUUAAGCUGAUUCCGCAAAAAGCAGUAAAACCAAAAUAAAACCAAGAAAACAAAACAAAAAUAAGAGUCCAAAAACAUAUGCUGAUGCGAGCAUUGUGCUUGAGAAAGAGAUACACUGAGAAUAAGUGACGUGAAGUGGAGUUAAGUGAAGUACACAGCGAACGAGUCAAAGUCGAGAUACUUUAUCUAUAUUGUCCUGGAUUAAAUAUAUUUGGGUAUCUCGAUUGAACGACCAACAUGUCCCAGCCAAGUCAAUAAGCCAAGCAACUGUUCAUGAAUCAAAGUUAAUACUCGAAAAACGAAAUACGAACGAGAAAACUCAUCAAAAAUGCUGGACAAUCAAAGCUUAAUCUCAGUGCCUGAAUCCUGCUGCAGCUCGAUUGCCACAAAUGCGGACCUCGACUACGAUGUGCCCGUCUCUCGACGCGUUCGCAUUAAAUCGAAACUUUAUGCCCGAGCCAUUUAUGAUAAUUAUGCGGAUACGCCCGAUGAGCUGCCCUUCAAGAAGGGCGACGUCCUCACCGUCAUCGAACAGGACACCGAAGGCAUCGAGGGCUGGUGGUUCUGUUCGCUACGCAAUCGGCAGGGUCUAUGCCCCGGCAACCGGUUACGCAUCUUGAACUCGUACGAUUCGGGCUGCUUUUCACCAUCGCCGGCCAGUUCGCCGGUACCAUCGCUGGCAGCUAGCACCGCCACUUUGAACAGCUCCAUUUGCUCGACUGAGAUCUAUGAGAAUGGCUCCAUCAUCAGUACAUCUGGUGCGGAGACCCAAUCCACAUCCUCAACAGGCUCCUCCAUCUCCUCCAGUCAGGGUCGUGGUGCACGCAGAUCGUGGCAUUUAUCCACGAAUAAGGUCAUUACGCCUCAGCGGCCACAGGGUGAUGUCUACAUUUACAACAACAGCCCGGGGGGAUCAUUAUCUGGAGCGCCACGCUCACCGCAUCCACAACAGCAGCAGCAGCAGAUCUACAGCAACCAAAGCAUCUAUCAGAAUCUGGGCAUGAUGAAUGGGAGCAACGUCAACGGUUCCAGCACCAGCAGCACCGAGUUCGAGACCUAUGAUAUACCCAAGCCGGCAACGCCUGUGCCCCAGCUGAACUAUGAUGGGGGCGUGGCGAGGGGCGUGAGGACGCCGACAACGGGUUCGGCGUUGGGUCCACGCUUCGAAUCGCUGAAGAGCGUCGGCGCAUCGAUGUCCAUUGAGGAGGAAUCGUACGAUGUGCCACGCCCACUAAUCAUACAGCAGCAGCAGCAACAGCAGCAACAACACCAAAUGACUCCCAGCAGUUCGGCAUCAUCGCUGCUGACCAGCGACAGUUUGUCGCUGAGCUUCUCCAGCUCGAAUCGCAGCUCGCUGGCGAAUAUGCCCGACUAUGAUAUACCCCGCCGUAAUCCGUUGCCUGUUCGCCCGCAUCAGCGUCCCCAUCAUGCCGCAUGCCACAGCUAUGAGUUCUCGUUGCCGCCACUGCAGGAGCAGGCACAGCCCAACAACAGCAACAGCAGCAGCAGCAGCAGCAGCAAGAGCAGCAGCAGCAAUGGCAGCCAGUGCAUCGGCAAGGAACUGCCGCUGGAGCUGAAUUCGGCGCUGGAAACGCUGGCCAAAUUGCAGUCGGAGACGACGCUGGCCAUCACAAGACUGCUCAGCUUUGUGGUGCCACAUUGGCGCACACGUGCCCAGCUGGAGCCGAACAUCAUGGAACUGAAACUGGCUGCACUGCGUCUGCGCACAGCGCUUCAUGAUCUCGCCGAGUUCGGUGAGGGUGCGCUGGGCAAUGCACACCGGUCGGAGGAUCGCAAUCUGGCCCUGAAGCUGCGUCCGCUGGUUCGCGCUUUGAGGGAUGCCAACAAGCUUAUUCAGGAUUCCUCCGAGUCGCUGGAUGCCCAGGGUGGUGGCUGGUCGGUGGAGCAACUGGCGCGUAGUGAUGAGAAGCACGGUUGCCGGCCGCCUGACAGCUUGGAUCAGUUAAUGGCCUGUGCCCAGACCCUGACCGAGGAUGUGCGCUCCACGACGAGCUUCAUUCAAGGCAAUGCCUCGCUGCUCUUCAAGCGACAACUGCCCCCGGAUCAGGCAGCAAUCGCCAGCCCCAGCACUCACAAUGGAUGCACACGCGGCAGCGCCGAGUGGCUGGAGGACUAUGACUAUGUUGCCUUUGAGUCCAAGGAUGCGGCGGCCAAAAAGAAUCAGGCAUUGAGGGAUGCCAUUCCCGCAGGAUUGAAGACACAGUUCGACAGUGCACUGAAAAUUGCCGAGUGUACAGCGAUGGGAACGACGCCAUCGGUGCCAACGACGCCGACAACACCAUGUGUGGUGGCCACCGCAUCGCCCCAGAUGACGGACAAGGACAAGAAGCUGGUGCGAUACUAUGCCCAGUUGAUCUCCACACACAUGGGCAAUCUGCUGCAGGCGAUCGACUCGUUCCUGGAGACGGUGAAGAACAAUCAGGCGCCCAAAUAUUUCAUUGCCUAUGGCAAAUUUGUUGUGGUCAGCGCCCACAAUCUGGUCACCAUCGGUGACAAUGUGCAUCGCAAUAUCUCCAAGGAGGCGCUGCGCGACAAGAUAUUGCAUUGCACCAAUUCGCUGUCCGAGGCUCUCAAGACCUGUGUGCUCAAGUCGAAGAAGGCAGCUGCCCAUUUCCCCAGCGGCACUGCUGUCCAGGAAAUGGUCGACUCGGUGCAUCAUAUCAAUGAUCUGGCAUAUGAUCUCAAGAAGGUGAUGUUGCAGGCCGUGCAGCUGUCCGCCGGAGAUGGAGCUUAAGUGUGACACACACACACACACACACAGGCAGUAUUUUAUUCAACGACUCGGCUUCCAAAGUCUUCCAGGCUGGCGGCGCACAUGUUCCUUACUUACCACACGCUUUGUCUAUGCUAUGCAACAAUAAUCCCAGACCCAUUCUGAAUUCGGCAUAUCCGCAGAUAUCGCAUCUCGAUCCUCGAUAUACUAUUAUUUGCAUUGUGAUAUUUCUUGGAGCAAACAUCAGAAAAUGCACAGCCCCUCACCCAAAAAAAAAAAAAAAACAAACGAUUGUCAUUAUCUCCACACAAAAAGAACUACAUACAUAUGUAUAUAUAAUUCGAUGCAUACACACAUAUAUAUAUAUAUAAAAUUAUGUAAACAUUUCGUUACGAUUACGAUUUAGUUGUAUUUAUUAUUAGAACCCAUAGUCAGCGCAUUGCUUUAAGUUAGGUCCUCUGUAAAUAGCACUACUCACCUUAAUUAAAUGUCGUUUUUUUUGUACAUUUGUAUUUUCCGCUGAAUAAUUGUGUAUUUUGUAUCAGUGAAGCAUUUCAGCAGAUAAUAUAUAUUGUGUAGUUUAGCUUUACUUAUCUAUAACCAAUAAUAUCUGAUAAAACGCAAACCUAGCAUGUAGCAUAAGCAUAAACGUACAUAAAUAAACACAUACAUAGUCAAAAUCUGAAAGAUUUGCAAUAAACAUUUGUCGUUUUGCGCUCGGCAAAUAGUCAGCAAUAUACAAGAAGAAAAAUAUUCACAUUAGCCAUACUAUACACUGAAUGUAAUAAUAACAAUGAUUUCGUGACUGCAACUGUUCAAUUCAAGUGCAGACCAUCAAAUUAAAUAUAAUAAAAUUAACUAUAUUAAA